Molecule: messenger RNA, 3087 nt
Organism: Necator americanus (New World hookworm)
Lineage: Eukaryota; Metazoa; Nematoda; Chromadorea; Rhabditida; Ancylostomatidae
Exons: 25
Coding region: 1-3087 (1028 amino acids)
Biological process (GO): regulation of mRNA splicing, via spliceosome; regulation of cell cycle
Molecular function (GO): RNA binding
Source: RefSeq, a predicted model, not a curated record
AUGGAUGUCGCUGAACAGAAGAAUGAUAGUAGCGAGCCCACAAUACGUUGUGAACAAUUGCGUGAAUAUAAUGGAGAUUCUUCAACGAACAGAACCACAAGCAGUGACGAUAUUGUGAAGGAUCUCCUCAAUGAGGUUCGACAUCUGGAAAAGCCGUUUACCGUUGAGGACUUAACGUCGAAAAAGAAGGACAAAGAGAAGAAAAAAUCGAAGGAGCACAAACACAAGAAGUCGAAAAAGAAGAAGAAGAAGCAUCGCUCGAAACGUGAUCGAAGUGGUUCUCGCAAACGUUCCAGGUCUCGUUCUAAGUCAAAGAAGAAACACAGGAAAAGGUCUAGAAGUCGCUCAAGGUCAAACUCGAAAUCCCGUUCUAAAAGUGGAACUCCGUCCAGAAUUCCAACCCCCUUAAAAUCUGAAUCCGAAGAAGAUGAGACGUCUGCUGUGAAAAAAGAGCCGGAAGUGACUUCAACUCCAGAGAAGAGCCCAUCUUUCCCUGAAAAGUCAUCGAUUCGCGAAAUAUCUGACGAAGAUGAUCUGCCAGUUGGCGCCGACUUCCGCACGGUGAUGAAGGAAGCGAAAAAGAAAAUUAAUAUAUCGAGCAAAAUAGGUUCUUCGUUAGAUUUAGCAGCUCUUCCUGUUGCUCCUCCACUUGCCAAACCACGAUCCUCUCACGCUUUCCCAUUGUCGAAAACCUCAAAGAAGGAUGAGGAUGAUGAUCUACCCCUACAUUAUACUGAGAAGCGAGAGUCAGACGUUCUUAACAAGGUUAUUGCUGAAAAAGGCCGUGGAGACUUUAUUCCUCGUAAUCUGAAAGUGAAAACCGCUGUUUCGGAUAGCUUGGCAACACAGAGCCAACCAAAAACCGAAGAUAUUGGCGUCGAUAUGAAGCCGUCGGAUAAGCUUAAUUUGAUGGAUGUAUCCGCUGAUGAGACCGAAAAAGAUGAGGAGUUUGGUCCGUCCUCUCUUCCUCCCAAGUUUGCUCCAACUACCAGUUCGGCCAAAGCAACUGAGUCCGGUCCAGCUCCAGAACCGAUUAGUGACGGAGAGCUGGAAAAGGAGAUAGCAGAAGAAAUCAAUGCGGCAGCACAACCAAAGUCAACUACGAAGAGCUCCAGGUUGGAAAAAAUUGUUGAAAGCUCGUCGGCUUUGAUUUCCAAGAAUGUAUCACGGGAAACCAGUAGAAGGAAACGCCGCAGAUCUCCAAGGAAACGCAGCGCAAGCCCAAAUACAGACGAAGAGCUGAGGAUAAGAGCACGAAAUGCCCGCUCAAGUAAGGUCAUGAAGAGGGUCGCAUCGCCACCUCGACCACGUGGUCGCCGACGCGAUGAUCGCGAACGUCGCUCGAAAUCGCGACGCCGAUACUCAAGAUCAAAAAGCAGAAGCCGCUCGUAUGACAGAUAUCGGCGAAGAUCGAGGUCGAGAACUCGCAGCAGAAGCAAAAGUCACAGUAACGACCGUUAUAGGUCUCGUCGAUCUCGAUCAAGGUCAUCAGCACGUAGCAGAAGUCGUAGCCGUAGUUCUAGUCCAAGUAGAAGUAGGAGUCGGAGUUUGAGUCGUAGCAGGUCACCAAGAUCACCUAGACGUGAUAUUGGAGGUGGAGCCAGGCGACGAACUGGUGGUGGUGGUCGCAACAAGAGAGGUCGAAUUGAUAAGGCCAAAUUAUUGGCGAUUGCGAGAAAGAAAGCACAGAAAAUGCAGUUGCUUGGUAUUAAUCUCGGAAGUUUGGAUCAGAUGCAGAAUCAGCCGAAGAGUGUGGACGACUUUGUUUCCUAUUGCCAGCAAAUCCAGCGACGUCAAGAUAAGGAAGAUCGGCGAGAAAAAGGCGAAAAUGUCUCGAGUGAUGAUGAACCAGGAAAGUCCGGAUCAGGUGCUGCGAGCCCAACCUCCUUUAAGCAUCCGUUUGGUGUGAAAACUACUGGACAAGGCGAAGGCAUUAAGAUAAACAUAGUGAAUGCUACGACGAUCCCGACAAAGACGCCACAAGAGCGAAUUCUCGACAAUUCGCAGUUACGAUUAGUCUAUCCGGUGUCUUCGGGAGUCACACACAAAGAGAACACACUUCAGGAGAGAGAUAAAUGGACACCAGUUGUAAAGACCGAGUUAAAGACCUGUUCGCUUGAACAGAAAAAAUAUGUGGGAAUCACUAGCCUGGAGGCACAAAAAUACCAUAGUUCGAUCUCAUCAGUUGACCAUCUUCUACCACCACCGCCAGCUCCACCGAUUCUUACUGGUCUAGGCGGUUUGUUACCGCCUCCUCCCCCUCCUCCGAAGCUCACUGCGUUCGAUACCUUGUUACCUCCACCGCCACCGUUGCCAGAAUUGCUCGUUGUGCCACCAGAAGAAGAGAUGAUCAUUCAUGAACCGGAUAAGAUUGAAGCGAAAACAAAGGAUGUGUCAAAAGUGUUAGCCCAACGAGCAAGCGCUCAAUUGGCUUUGACAACAAACCCUAACGAUUUCGAAGCGAUUCGAAUGCUGAAGGAAGCAGAUGAUCAGAUGGCUGCUUGGGCAGCUGCUAAAAAUCUGCCGGGAAAAUUCACCGGUUCUACUGGUCUAAACGUGCUCUCCUCUAAUGAAUUGCAACCACAAGAUCCACGGUUCAAUGCGUGGGUGAAGAAGGAUAUGUUCAAGAAUGCGCGUCCAUCUGUUGGGGGUGUGGGCAUGCGACUUAUGCAAAAAAUGGGCUGGCGGCCAGGUGAAGGCUUAGGUCCAGAUGGCAUGGGCAGUAUUGAACCAUUGGUGCUGGAUGUGAAGAAUGAUAGAAGAGGUUUGGUCGCGCAGGAAGAUCUCGGUAGCAAAACAGUUCCUGUGCCGAAAGCUAGUGGUGAUUCAGUAGCUCCAAAACAUCCAGUAUCAAUGGUUAUGGAACUUUGCACUAAACGUAAAUGGCCAACGCCCACUUUCGUCAGUCAUGAAUCUGGUCCGCCUAACGUCAGAGAGUUUAAAUGCACCGCGAUCGUAAAUGGUGUAGAGUAUACUUCAAAUGUCGUAUCCCGCAGCAAAAAGGACGCAAAAUCACUGGCAUGUCAAAUAGUUCUUCAAUCCCUCGGCCUUUUACCUCGUGAUCCGUUGUUACCGGUUGUUAUAUAA